AUGGCUGCAAAUGAAAUCCAGACCUAUGCCCUCCUCUUCCCACAGCGAAACUCAGGUACCGCCGACCAAGAUACAGAUACAGAUACAGACACAGAUGCAGGCUCUCUCUUCGCACAGCUAUCGCCAGACGUUUCCUUCUAUCAAGAUCUCCAAGAUGGCCUCCAAACGCUAUCCACACAAAACACCGAUCGUAGCGGGGUGAUAAGUGGAUUUUUAUAUGUCCCGGACCUGGACCUGGAUGACGCUUGCUACGAUGUCGCGGAGAGCUAUGUCCCCGCCAACGUGACUCGACAAGCCAACCUUCCCCACACAGACUUCACUUUAGUCGCCAUUGCCCCAUGGAUCAGUGUUGAUUGUGCGCACGCCUACCUAGAUGCUGCCCGCUUCGACCCCAAUCGAGGCUUCAUCUUCUACCUUCCGGACAAUAGUACGGACCGGCCCCCUCCACCCUCAUCAGCUGUUUGGGAUCUCCAUGAUGGCGGCGCAUGGAAGAAGAAAUACCAGUUUCCUGUAUAUGCUAUCCCCGGAAAUUCCGGACAGCAGCUACUUCUCCAGCUGAGCCUAUACUCGGGAAACGUGACUAGUAUCCCUUACGGUCAUGAAAUCGUCGAGCUACCUGGUGUGGAUCCACGAGACUAUGUCAGGCUAUAUACCGAGAUUGAUGCCACGGGCACUUCAACGUUUCCCCAGUUCUGGGUGUUGAUUCUAGUAGUGCUGGCGGUCCUUCUUAUAGUUCUGGCGUUUACCUCCGCCUGCAUGCAUUUAAUACAGCGAAAUCGACGGCGUUCUUUGCGACGCCGAGUGAUCUCUGGAGAAGUUAACCUAGAGGCCUUGGGAAUAAAAGCCCUCACUGUACCCCAGUCUCUCAUCGACAAGCUCCCCCAGUUUACAUACAGUGAUAAGGGCGAAAGCCCCCACGCUAGUGCUCAACAAGACAAACGGCCUUCUGGUACCCCUUUAUUCGACAGAAGUAGCUCGAGUGCGGGAUUUACAAGUCACGCCUCGGGUGCCCUUGAUACGGAUUCUGGAGUAGUUUUGCCUUCGGAACCGACGGUUGGGGCCGUCCAAAUUCCGGGUGCAGUCGCGAUGUUUCCUCAUAGGUUUCUACCAUAUACCCAGCCGACGUGCGCCAUCUGUCUGGACGAUUUUAGAUCCGAAGUUACACAUAUCCGAGAACUUCCCUGUGGACAUAUUUUCCACCCAAGUUGUAUCGACAGCUUCUUAAGCACCAACAGCUCGCUUUGUCCGAUGUGCAAGAAGAGCGUAUUACCUGUAGGGUACUGCCCUGCAAAGAUUACCAAUGGCAUGGUCCAACGAGAGCGGAAUUUGAGAAGGCUACGAUCUAGAGUCAGGUUUAAUGGCGGCGACGCACCCACCGUGAUAGGUAAUGCGUGGAACCAAGUUAAAUACUUCGGUUCCCAGCUUAGAUACACCACGACUAUGACAUUGUUUCGAUCUCGAGAACUACCCGAAACAACAGAUUCCCGAUCCAUACCCAUGGCAAAUGCCAUGCCAGCCCGCCCCAACGAGUCGGUUCUUGGUAAUGAGGUGUCACAAACUUCCAGGCCUGCACAACCAGAGCCGGGUACGCUGGAGAUCCGUGAUCUGGGAGCUCAAGAAAACCAGCUUCAAGAUUUUGACCCGUAUAAUGAAGGUCAACGUUCUAAAUGCAAGUAG
This is a messenger RNA of Venustampulla echinocandica, 1677 nucleotides long. RefSeq lists its product as uncharacterized. The record is from RefSeq and is a predicted model, not a curated record. The transcript is spliced from 4 exons. Bases 1 to 1677 code for a protein of 558 amino acids. NCBI's taxonomy places the organism in Eukaryota, Fungi, Ascomycota, Leotiomycetes, Helotiales, Pleuroascaceae.